AUGUCUGCCACCGGCGCCCUCAAUGCGCCGCCCAAGCGCUCUGCUUUUGGCGAUGUCAGCAACACGGCUAGAGGUCGUGCCUUGGAUCCCAACAGCAAGGAGGCCGUCAAGACUCGUGUCAAGGCUGCUUCUGCCAUGCUCGCCGCAUGCGAGAUCCGUCCAAACGGCAAGGAGAACAACGCAAGUACCAAGGCCGGUGCUUUUUCGAAGGGUAACCCAAACAAGCAGCUUCAGCCUGCUGCUCAGAUCAAAGCCGCUCCCUGCAAUAAUGCUUUGACCCAGCAGAAGGCAGGCAAUGGCCUUGCGCAGCCCCCGAUUCGCAAUGGCGUUACCAAGAAGAUCACAGCUGUUUACAAUGACCGCCAGGACAACAACAACAACAACAACAACAACAACAACAACAACAACAACAAGAUGGGCGCCGAUUCCGAGGUCCAUCUCGCUGAUGAUCUUGCCAUCGUGGUGGCCAAGCUGGCUAAGGGCCCGCGCCAGUUCAAGAGUCAGCCAUCCCUUCGCAACGGGCAGUCGCAACAGCCUCUUCGUUUUGCUCAGAACAAGCUUGCCAUGGAGCGCGAGAUUUCCACUGGCGACGAGGAAGAGACCGGUGACAUCGACGACAACGUGACCGAGGCAGCUUACGAGGACGCCGUCGAGCAGUUGGUCGAAGAGUGCCAGGUUGACGUCAGCCGUGCCAGUGCUCAGUCGGAGAACAUGAAGAAUCAUUCCUACAAUUACGAUUACCAUUCUACCCAGGCCGUCGAGAACUCUCGCCCUGCCAAGCUUCUCCCGGCACUUCCCAUCACCGAGUCAGCGGAUCGUUCCGAGGACAAGGAAAAUCACAAGGGGCAGGGUUAUCCGACUGUGCGCCCCUACCAGCCUCUUGGUGAUAACACUACUCGCAAUUGGAAUGCCAUCCUUGCCCCUAUAGUAGAUGCUCAAGCUCAGCGCGAGCUCGACCUAGCCAAGAUGUACGUGAUGCAGAACCAGACCGACGAGGAGAUUGAGGAGGAGACCUGGGAUGUCAGCAUGGUUGCCGAGUAUGGUGAAGAGAUCUUUGACUACAUGCGCGAGCUCGAGAUCCGUCUCCUUCCCAACCCGAAUUACAUGGAAAUCCAGACCGAGAUCCAAUGGCCCAUGCGCUUCGUCCUCAUGGACUGGAUUGUCCAUGUUCACCACCGUUUCUGUCUUCUCCCCGAGACUCUCUUCUUGACUGUCAACAUCGUCGAUCGUUUCCUCUCGGUUAAGGUUGUUUCGCUCGGCAAGCUCCAGCUCGUCGGCGCCGCGGCUCUCUUGAUCGCAGCCAAGUAUGAGGAAAUCAACUGUCCGUCCGUUCAGGAGAUUGUCUACAUGGUUGAUUCUGGUUACACUGUCGACGAGAUCGUCAAGGCCGAGCGCUUCAUGCUCAGCAUGCUGCAGUUCGAGCUUGGCUGGCCUGGUCCCAUGAGCUUCCUCCGCCGCAUCAGCAAGGCGGAUGACUACGAGCUCGAGACCCGUACCCUGGCCAAGUACUUCCUUGAGGUCACUGUCAUGGACCACCGCUUCGUCAGCUGCCCUGCAAGCUACCUAGCGGCGGGCGCGCACUGCAUCUCGCGCCUGUUUCUGGAGAAGGGCGGUUGGACCCCGGCCCAUGUCCACUACUCCGGCUACACGCUGUCCCAGCUGAAGCCACUCAUCCAAGCCAUGUACGAAUGUUGUAUCGAUCCCCACAAGCACCACGAUGCUGUCUACCAGAAGUAUGCGACAGCCAAGUACAAGCACUGCUCGGCCUACGUCGCAGGCAAAAUGGCCACCGGCAUCACCUUCUCACAACUGUUUGCUGCCGCUACUCGUCCCAGCAACGGUCCUGUCGACGAUACCCCCAAGUUGGGCUUGCCCCCGGCUAUCACGUCGACUGUCAAGCCUAUCCCUCUCCAGGGUUAG
Molecule: messenger RNA, 1920 nt
Organism: Thermochaetoides thermophila DSM 1495
Lineage: Eukaryota; Fungi; Ascomycota; Sordariomycetes; Sordariales; Chaetomiaceae
Product: cyclin-dependent protein kinase regulator-like protein
Exons: 3
Coding region: 1-1920 (639 amino acids)
Biological process (GO): mitotic cell cycle phase transition; regulation of cyclin-dependent protein serine/threonine kinase activity
Cellular component (GO): nucleus; centrosome; cyclin-dependent protein kinase holoenzyme complex
Molecular function (GO): cyclin-dependent protein serine/threonine kinase regulator activity
Source: RefSeq, a predicted model, not a curated record